UUUAGUUUUUCAUUUAAAUAAUAAUAAUAAUUUCUUUUCAAAAAAAUCUGAUACAUCUACAAGACUACAACUCCAAAAUCAAUUAUUUUAAGGAAUAGAAACCAUAGAAAAAUCAGAAAAGCAUAACUGAGCACCCGCACGCAUAUAUACACACACCUAUACAUACAAUGGCUGCAGCUUCGGCAGUACCACUCGCCGCCGUAAACGGAGCUGUGAAAAUGAACACGACGUCGCAGGCGUACUUGGAGGGCGGCAAAGUUAGGGAGACUAGGGCCCUGAUUUCCGAGCUGUGCCGCCAAUUUUACCAUCUGGGCUGGGUUUCCGGCACCGGCGGCAGCAUCACCAUUAAAGUCCAUGACGAUUCGAUUCCCAAGCCCCAGCAGCUUAUUGUCAUGUCCCCCUCAGGUGUGCAGAAGGAAAGGAUGAUGGAGGAGGAUAUGUAUGUGCUAGCUCCGGAUGGAUCUGUGAUAUCUGAGCCAUCGGCAAAGCCGUGGCCAAAUAAGCCUCCCAAGUGUUCUGAUUGUGGCCCGUUAUUUAUGAAGGCAUAUGAAAUGCGUAAUGCUGGUGCUGUCAUCCACAGUCAUGGGAUGGAGUCUUGCCUCGUGACAAUGAUUAAUCCUUUGUCCAAAGAAUUCCGGAUUACCCAUAUGGAAAUGAUUAAAGGAAUUCAAGGGCAUGGCUAUUAUGAUGAACUUGUGGUCCCAAUCAUUGAGAACACUGCUCAUGAAAGAGAGCUCACACAAUCUCUUGCGGAAGCUGUUCAAGUGCAUAGUAUGAUGGCCAUAGUGGGAUUUGGUGAAGAUCGAGAAUUUCAAGUGAUUAUUGAAAACAACAUGUCUAUUCAAGCAUAUCCGAAAACCACAGCUGUCCUUGUCCGAAAUCAUGGGGUAUAUAUAUGGGGUGACUCGUGGAUCAAUGCUAAAACACAAGCUGAAUGCUACCACUACCUCUUUGAUGCUGCCAUUAAACUUCAUCAAUUAGGAUUUGACUGGUCAACACCUUCCCACGGCCCCAUCCGGACUCAAAACAGUGUUUUAAGCAACAGUCGAAACCCAAAAGUUUCCACAAAGGCAGGGGCUCUAGACAAUGGCAUUGAACCAAAGAGAAGUUGCAUUGUACUGGACAUUGAGGGAACAACCACUCCUAUAUCGUUUGUUACAGAUGUUCUUUUUCCUUAUGCUCGUGAUAGUGUUGGGAAGCAUUUGGAGCUGACAUAUGAUUCGGCUGAAACUCAAGAGGAUAUUAAGUUAUUACGAGCUCAAGUACAAGAAGAUCUAGCAAACAAUCUUCUUGGUGCAGUUCCCAUUCCCGAAGAUGGAGAUAAAGUGGACAUAAUUGCUGCGGUGGUAGCCAAUGGUCAUAUAUGGAGAACUGGAUUUCAGAGCAAAGAGAUUGAGGCAGUUGUAUUUGAUGAUGUGCCCGAAGCCCUCGAAAAAUGGCAUGACCUCGGAAUUAAGGUGUACAUAUAUUCCAGUGGCAGCAGAUUAGCCCAAAGGCUCUUGUUUGGCAACACUAAUUAUGGGGACCUCAGAAAAUACUUGUGUGGAUAUUUUGAUACUACAGUUGGCAACAAAAGAGAAGUUAAAAGCUACACUGAGAUCUCAGAGUCUCUUGGGGUAGAUCAUCCUUCAGAAAUUCUAUUUGUUACAGAUGUUUAUCAAGAAGCUACAGCUGCUAAGGCGGCAGGUUUGGAUGUGAUAAUAUCGAUCAGGCCCGGCAAUGGGCUGCUUCCCGAGAAGCACGGUUUUCAGACGAUAAAUUCAUUUUCGGAAAUCUAAUAAGGAAUUCGCUCCCCUGUAAGCAGCAAGCAAACAUAACCUUUAAUGGAAUAAAAAUAAUUAACUUGCUUUAUUUAUGGCAGAAUUGUGAAUUUGAUCUUGUUUUUACUACUGUGAACUUUAUGUAAUUUUGAUGCUGUGUUUUGCUUUUGCCUCAAGAGAAUAUGUUGUUUUUACUUUUUAGCCUCAAUUAGCUUCCAAGUUUUAUUGCCA
Striga asiatica is the source of this 1991-nucleotide messenger RNA. Lineage: Eukaryota; Viridiplantae; Streptophyta; Magnoliopsida; Lamiales; Orobanchaceae. The record is from the annotation of a GenBank genome assembly.